Molecule: messenger RNA, 1338 nt
Organism: Ziziphus jujuba (common jujube)
Lineage: Eukaryota; Viridiplantae; Streptophyta; Magnoliopsida; Rosales; Rhamnaceae
Exons: 4
Coding region: 88-1044 (318 amino acids)
Source: RefSeq, a predicted model, not a curated record
GAUCCUUUCCGUCUCCAAAACUCCAUAAAAAUCCUCACCGCAGAGCGAGAGAGAGAGAGAGAGAGAGAGGGGGAUUGGAUUAUCACCAUGGGAGGUGGAGGAGCCAUGAGAGCUGCUGCAGCCAAGGUGGCCGGAUUCACCGGCGCCCUGCAAGGCGGUUUCAGGGGGUCGGCUGCCGUGCCGCCAGUUGAGCAAUCCGUACGGAAGGUUUCGGUCCCAGUCUCGGCGUCGAUUUCAUCUUCGCAGAGCGUGAACUCUGCUGUUUCUUCUGAUGUGGCGGCGUCCGCACAGAAGCCGGCUUGGGAGAUCAACGACUGGGAAUUAGCUGGCGUUGGUGAAGAUGAGUUGUUGAUGGCUAAGCCGAUGCCUAGGGUUGUAUUUGGUGCGGUUCCUACAUUCCAGGAGGCCAAGGAAGCCACCGUUGAAUUGAAAGAUGCUCUUGAUCAGGUAUAUCUCAGUUCGCCUAAAUCUUGUGGAUCUGCGGAAAAUGAUACAACUGACGAGGUGGCUGGGAUGUCUCUGUUUUCGAACGGCGAUUCAGAGACCAAAUCUUGUCUAAUUGUUGAGACUAAACCAAAAGAUUCGAUACCAACACAAGCUCUUCAGGCAUUUAGGUAUCUAAGUGCAAGCACUGAAGUUCAGAAUGUUGUUGCUUCUAUUGCUUCUGAUCCAAAUAUGUGGAAUGCUAUGUUGCAAAAUUCUGAACUUAAACAAUUCAUCGCCUCGCAGCAAACUGAACCAACCUCCAUUGCAGUUGAUGAGUUGCAAGAAGAUCCUGUAUCUUUUAAGAAAAUGGAAGAUGAGAUGACUGAUUCGAGCCAAUGUGGGAAAACAGAAAGUGGGUUCAUGAAUAUACUGCAGAAUAUUAAGGUUAAAGUGAUGGACAUGGUUAGCAACGUCUCAAGCUUUCUCAAUAGGAUAUUUGAACUUCCACCAGAUGUCAAUGGAGAUACAAAAUCGACUGGAAUUGAUAGGACCCUUGGAUCGACUUUCAUGGGAUUGUCAGUACUCGUCAUCAUGGUCGUGUUGCUGAAACGUGUUUAGAUUUUGAGGAAUUUGUCGAACCCACACAAGUUAAAAAGUGUUUCUCAAUCGCAGAUAGCCUUGAAAUUAAAUAAAGGUGUUACAAUAUGAUGGUGAAAAAUAUGGUAUUAGUUUAAUGGUAGAAGUAAUCAAUUACUGUUAUUAUGCACCAACGACUAAUAUAGUUUUAUCUCACAUUUUGGCAAAUUAUGUUUUUGGUCUAAAUUUACUUUUAAUUUAUUUGCGAUGCUGAAUGUACUGCCGUGUCUCGUGUGAUUUAAAAUAGUGGUAAUGCUAUAUGUGUUUUUGGCUAAA